CAAACCCAUCCUCUGAUGUUUAACACACACUAGUUCACACACCUCACUUAUGCAGAAACACAUCCACACAUGUUAAAUAAUAACAAACACCCACAAUGCGGUCAACCAAGAUGAACUGCACGCGACAGCACGGGAUACUGAUAGUGUGGACAAUUUUUUUCUUUUUAAUACUGGAAGUGCACUGUUCACUCACCUCUCCCCAAAACGUAUCCAUCGUCUCCUUUAAUCUGGAGCACAAGCUCACAUGGACACCAGGUCCUGGCACAGCAGCUGUCACACACUUCAGAGUGCAGAGCUAUAAUCAGAAGAGAAAGCUCUGGAUUUCAGUGAAGAGCUGUUCUGACUUACAAAUUGGCGAGUCUUGUGAUUUGACCACAACUUUCAACGAAACGUUUGGUCAUUAUCAAGCCCGAGUGCAAGCAUUCAGUCAGGACCAGGAAUCUAACUGGACCACAUCUAAAUUCUUUACUCCCCUGGUGGACACAACUCUGGGUCCUCCACUUGUGUCGCUAACCGGCUGUGGAAAUUGCCUCCUGCUGAAACUAAGUCCACCGCUCAGUGUGGAGCAAAAACAUGACCCACUGACAUACCUUUAUCAAAGGUAUACUGUCAAUGUGUCCAGAACUAGAGACAAAGCACAGUUUGUUAUGAAGGCAUCCAAUGGAGAGAAUCUGAUCAACUAUCUAGAGCCCGGAGUGGAGUACUGCAUCACAGCCAUUGCAGUAACAAGCUUUAAAAACCUUGUACUUCCUUCUGAUCCUCAGUGCACCUACACAAGUUCUCAGCCACUCAACACAGUGGCCAUGUUUUUGAGCGCCCUGUGCGCAGUCUUCCUCUUGGUGUUGCUCCUCUGUGCAGGUCUGAUCUACACUGGCCAGUUUGGUAACUUCCACACAACACUACUAAGAGCUUUAGUGAGUUUCUUACCUUUUCUGGAAAGAAAGUGAGAAACUUAUGAAAUGCCGUUGUAUAAUUGAUUUUAACAUGGACCAGAUCCAGCACCAGAUCCUUCACAUAAAGGGUGAAGUGCUCUUAAUGAAAAAUAAUGAAAUAUGAAGCUUUUGCUGAUCUCUCUCUCUCUCUCUCUCUCUCUCUCUCUCUCUCUCUCUCUCUCUCCCUCUCUCUCUCUCACUGCAAAACAUUCCAUGUUUCUCUAAUCCUUUGUGUGGUGGGCCUUCCAAACCCAAAUAACAUGACGAGGCUGCUAACAUUUCUACAUUUUUGUCCAGUUGAAGAUGUUAGAAAAGGUUCUCCAGGAGACUUGUUUUUGCUGCUUUAUUUUUGCUUCUCUUCUCUUGAGUACAAGAACAAUGAAAAAUAAAGAAAUAAAAAAUAGAUGACAAACA
Ictalurus punctatus (channel catfish) is the source of this 1346-nucleotide messenger RNA. Its product is annotated as interferon alpha/beta receptor 2. The record is from RefSeq and is a predicted model, not a curated record. Gene Ontology annotation, molecular function: protein binding. The coding region runs from base 96 to 947 and encodes 283 amino acids. The transcript has 6 exons. Lineage: Eukaryota; Metazoa; Chordata; Actinopteri; Siluriformes; Ictaluridae.